AUCCAGGAACAGACGUGGCAAGUAAGAUGAUUGAUUCAAGAGGGGGCACCAUCCAACUACGGCACUAUGGAAUCAGCCUCUGCAUUCCCGACUCGGCGCUACAAACGGACUGUAAGAUUACUCUAAAGGUUCUACCGCACCCGUCAAGUGUCCGUGUUAACGAGGAUGAAGCUAUUGUCUCCCCUUGUGUAGUGUGUGAACCUUCGGGGACUACGUUUGAGAGGCCAUUAAAGCUGAUCAUCCCUCACUGUGCAGUGUUAACAGACCCCUCCAAGGCCAAAGUCACAAUGUACUUCACUCAUGGCGAUACGAAAGUCGCAAAUAAAGUACUAUCAUCAACUGGAACACCUAGGUGCGUAGUAAGAAAAGAUGACCUUGAAGUGUACAUUGACCAUUUCUCAAUUUGGGAAGUGUUUAUGGUCAUUUCUGAGUACUUCAUUGGGAAACGCGUCGCUUCUACGCCCUACCUUCCAAAAUCAAUGAGUCGCCUCCAAUCGCAAUAUUGCCAUCUACGUCUGUAUAAUGAUACUCCUGGUCUUCAAGAUCUCAUCAAAACCGAGGAAGAAAGCUUAGGUUAUUGCAAGAUGGCUCCAACACAGACAUUGUUCGUGUUCUGGCAGAAAGGCGAACUGAAGAUCAGAUGCGAGGUCGCCAGCGGUCAUGUCACCGAGAACGAAAAGAUCGUAUCGACUAGUGAUAUCUAUCGAUUGGAGCGAAACGUUGUCACUUUCUUAGUAAAAGCAACCGGUGAUGCAGAUGUAGAUGUUAAGUUCAUCUUCCAUCCCCAUUGUGACGAAGGACAUGCAUUCCGUGCGGAAUUUGCUGCAAUCACAGCCCCCCGCCCUCCUUCUCCUGGUGGACACGCUAGAAUAGAGAAGGAAUCGCAAGAGUUGACAAAUACCAAAUCUCCAGCAUCCAAAUCAGUCCACAUUUCUCCUCAAGGUGGACCAGCAGUCGGUAAAGUCACUACUCCUAAUGCCAGGGAAGUGAGCGACGAAAUGCUAAAUAAGUUGGCAAAGGAAAUUCCAAGCGGAAAAUACAACACGUUCAGCGAAAAGCUUGGAAUCAAGCAAAACCAGGCCAGAAAUAUCGUCGAUAAGUAUAGCAACGACUAUGAGAAGGCAACGAGAGAAUGCCUUGCGAAUUGGAUGGAUAGAUCAACCCGUAGUGUGGCUGACUUACAUGAAGUUCUGAGAGCAGCUGAUCUGGCGGGGUUAAUUGUUCACUGUAAUUAGCAUGUAUUAAAAGAGUAAGCCGUGUGGAAUAAAAUGUGUUUAACGCAAUCAUAAAUACUCAUGUACGCAUAAUUGUUAUACAUGUAUGAGUGGAUUAUGUUCUGCGACGGAGGAGAUACGCAUACGACGAAAACACUACAAUAAAUAACUAUAAUAAGACAAAUGUCCAAUUACCAUCGUACAGUUAAAAUACCGAUAUACUAGUAAUUUUUUUA
Strongylocentrotus purpuratus (purple sea urchin) is the source of this 1450-nucleotide messenger RNA. RefSeq lists its product as uncharacterized. Gene Ontology annotation, biological process: netrin-activated signaling pathway. NCBI's taxonomy places the organism in Eukaryota, Metazoa, Echinodermata, Echinoidea, Camarodonta, Strongylocentrotidae. The record is from RefSeq and is a predicted model, not a curated record. The coding region runs from base 27 to 1235 and encodes 402 amino acids. Gene Ontology annotation, molecular function: protein binding; netrin receptor activity. Gene Ontology annotation, cellular component: membrane. The transcript has 8 exons.